This is a messenger RNA of Salvia splendens (bonfire salvia), 1907 nucleotides long. Its product is annotated as probable carboxylesterase 2. NCBI's taxonomy places the organism in Eukaryota, Viridiplantae, Streptophyta, Magnoliopsida, Lamiales, Lamiaceae. The record is from RefSeq and is a predicted model, not a curated record. The transcript has 2 exons. The coding region runs from base 693 to 1847 and encodes 384 amino acids. Gene Ontology annotation, molecular function: hydrolase activity.
AUCUUCAUCUACAAACUAUCAACAUUAACCAUACAUUCUUGCACACAAUUCUUCCUCGUUGCGACUAUGUUUUAUCGGUAUCCUUGCAUCAUCUGCAAAUCUCUUUCCUCUGCUCUAAAAGACAGAUUCUCCAAAUGCCCUCUUUUUCCCGGGAAGCUGAGCUCCGAAGCAGAAGAUGCAGCCUGCGAUUUUGAUGAAGAAGAUGAAGUAUUCGUGUCAGCAGUCAUGAGCAAAUACAUGGAGUCCAAAUGCAAGCGCAGGUCUUCUUUUGGGGCAGCUACUCGGCUUUGUAGAUGUUCGAGUGCUACAAGCUACAACGCAUUUUUCUCGGUCAAGAAGCGUUUCUCACGAUCCUUGAGCUGGAACGAUACCGGAUAUCGAGAUUUGAGCAAGCAAUCGGUUGUUAUUCUAGAGCUUUUGCAGGAUGAAAGGUGGCCGUUUGGCCUCUCCAAGAAGGCCAUUUUGCUGCCUCCUCCACUGAAGUCACCAUCGGAUUCGUGGUCGUGGAGGAAGAGCGCCAGAGUCGCCACAAGUAUCGGUCGGGUUGGUCAGUUGGUGAAAUAAUCAAUACCCAAACCCGUUUUUAAGCAGCCCUAGCCACAGUACAUUGAUGGUAUAUUCAUAAGUGUUUUGCUUGAAUAUGAUUUGAAUUUUUUCUAUUUUAUUUUGUUUUAUCCUACAAUAGUUGUAAAAUGUGGACCAAAACACAAAACAUCUAUCAACAUUUGCCCACAAAAAAAGGUGUAGAGAAAACACAAGGAAGAAUUCAUAUCCACUCCAUCAACUAUAUCUAUCUAUCUAUUUAUCUAUCUAUCUAUCUAUCAACACACAUACAAAAAACCACAACUACUCUCUCUCUCUCUCUCAUGGCUGACACGGAGACCGAGCUCGAGUUCGAGUUUCUCCCAUACAUCAAAGCCUACAAAAACGGCCAUGUCGAGAGGUUGAAAGGCACAGACGUCAUUCCUGCAGGUGUUGAUCCAGACACCGGCGUUUCAUCGAAAGAUGUCACAGACAUUGUCCCAGAAACAGAAGUCUAUGUAAGAAUCUAUCUCCCAAAACUCAACAGCACCAAUGAGAAACUGCAUAUUCUAGUAUACUACCAUGGAGGUGCAUUUCUUGUGCACACCCCCUCCACUCCACUCUACCACAAUUUCCUAAACGCCCUUGUGCAUGAGUCCCGAGUCAUCGCGGUCUCUGUUCACUACAGAAGGGCUCCCGAGUAUCAUCUCCCGGUAGCAUACGAAGAUUCAUGGGCUGCACUACACUGGGUGGCUUCCCACUGCAACGGUGAUGGCCCCGAGCUCAUGCUGAACCACCAUGCCGACUUCCAGCGCGUCUUUCUUGCCGGUGACAGCGCUGGAGGGAACAUAGUUCAUAACCUUGCUAUGGCUGCAGGUCACCCAAAUGGAGGGCUUAAUGUGGGAAUUCGGGGGGCUGUGCUGAUCGACCCAUAUUUUUGGGGUUCGGAUCCUAUCGGGUCGGAGGGGUUGGACGUGGAAAAGAAGGCAUACGUGGACCAGCUGUGGAAUGUGGUUUGCCCAUCGUGCCCAAUAGACGACCCAUGGAUCAACCCGGUGGCAACGGGCGGGGUGAGCUUGGCUGGGCUUGGAUGCUGGAGGGUGCUGGUUACUGUGGCUGAUAAGGAUAUUUUGAAGGAUAGAGGGUGGCUUUACUUUCAAGCGUUGGCUCGGAGCGGGUGGUUGGGUGCGGUCGAGAUCCACGAAACACAAGGCGAGGAUCAUUGCUUUCAUCUGGAUGAGUUGGAAGGUGAAAAGGCCAAACAAAGAUUGAAAAAAAUUGCUGAAUUCUUCAAGAUGGAUUUGCCUCCUAUGGCUUUUCAAUGAUAGAAAAUAGCAGUGAAAUUGUACUUUGAUUUUGGAGUAAUGAGAUUUGAAUUCAAUAAA